Leptomonas pyrrhocoris is the source of this 471-nucleotide messenger RNA. RefSeq lists its product as hypothetical. Lineage: Eukaryota; Euglenozoa; Kinetoplastea; Trypanosomatida; Trypanosomatidae. Bases 250 to 471 code for a protein of 73 amino acids. Gene Ontology annotation, biological process: intracellular transport; protein secretion. The record is from RefSeq and is a predicted model, not a curated record. The transcript has a single exon.
AGGACAGAGCAUUAGACAUUGUCAAGCUCAGUGUGACGUUUUUGUUUGGUUGCGAGUUACUUCCGUGUGCGCAUGUAUUAGUUGGCCUUUUCGUUGACCCAGUCGUGUUUUUUUUUUGGUAUAAGUGCCAACUCUAUCUCCUGCUAUCUGUUUCGCCUCAUUAUUGCCUUCCGUUUUUCCUCCUCACUUCGUUCCUUAGCCAUCUUCUUUCUCUCACUCGAUCAACCGACUCGGUGCUCUUCGUCCGCCAUGAGCGCUCUCUUCGAUUUCGAAACCAUCUUGUACGUGCUGCUGCUCAUUGUGUGCGCAGCGACGUACCUGCGUCAGUUUCGGCCCACCCUGUACCACCGCGAUAGCGCACAGCUGUACAAGAAGUUCCUCUACAAGUGCAGCGUCGUAGGCGACCGCCUCUCCCCGUGGGUGUCGCUCUGUUGUCUGAUUUUGGCGUUUCGGGUCAUCUUUGUGUAUUAG